ACUGCAGUCGCGCCUUCUCGAUUCCGAUCUCCAAUUCUUUCUCGAUCUGGUUCGGUGUAUCCCUUCCCUCUCUCUAGAGACCGGAGAUGAUGUCGUUGAGCCUUGUUUCCGCUUUCUCUCGAUCGCCACGCGAUAAGCAUUGGCCCGUGUCCAUGGCGAGCUCGUUUGCACCUUCUUUGAGAUCCCCGCUGUCUAGUUCGAGACCGAAGAACGUCCGUGCGGCAAGGGUGCGGGCCUCUGCCGAAGCCGAUGGCCCGGCGCUCACGGGCGUCGUCUUCCAGCCUUUCCAAGAGGUCAAGAGAGACGAUCUUGCGGUCCCAAUCUCGCCUCAGCUCUCCCUCGCUCGUCAAUACUAUUCCGAGGACUGCGAAGCCGCGAUCAACGAGCAGAUCAAUGUGGAAUACGCUGUGUCAUACGUUUACCACGCCAUGUACGCAUAUUUUGACCGGGACAACAUUGCUCUCAAGGGCCUUGCCAAAUUUUAUAAGGAGUCGAGUGAAGAGGAAAGAGAGCACGCUGAGAAGUUGAUGGAGUAUCAGAACAAACGUGGGGGGAAAGUAAAACUGCACUCCAUCUUGAUGCCGCCUUCGGAGUUCGAUCAUGCCGAGAAAGGGGAUGCCCUUUACUCAAUGGAACUAGCGUUAUCUCUGGAGAAGUUAACAAAUCAGAAGCUCCUGAGCCUGCACGGGGUCGCGGAACAAAACAAUGACCCGCAGCUCGCCGAUUUCAUAGAAAGCGAGUUCUUGUAUGAGCAGGUUGAAGCAAUCAAGAAGAUGGCGGAUUUUGUCACGCAGCUGAGAAUGGUUGGAAAAGGCCAUGGUGUUUGGCAUUUCGAUCAGAUGCUACUCCAUGAAGGCGAGGCGGCGUAAUCUCACAACCAGGGGGCUCAAUUAGAAUCUUUUCCUGUUCUAAGAUUGAACAAAUCAUCAUCAGGAGAAAGCUUUCAAGAGCUUGUGUUUGUAGAUAGUUCAGAUACUCUUUCAAGAGCUUGUGUUUGUUGAUCGUUCAGCUGCUCACCAAACAAGCUGCCGUUUCCUCGUUCUAUUUCGUUUAGUGAAUUGAAAGUCUGUGGGUAGAACUUAAAGUCAUUGGAGGCUGCUUACCAACAUGUCAUCUUCCCUUUCCAUACCCUCAAUAAAAUGAAUCGAGGCUGGUCUGCUGGACUGUGCUGCGACUUACCCUCUUUUCUGCAUCUCUGCGUUUUACUUUUCUUGCACAGAACUUCUCUACUUUUUGACUUAUACAAAGGAAUGUCGAAAGCUA
Messenger RNA from Syzygium oleosum, 1263 nucleotides. RefSeq names its product ferritin-1, chloroplastic-like. The record is from RefSeq and is a predicted model, not a curated record. NCBI's taxonomy places the organism in Eukaryota, Viridiplantae, Streptophyta, Magnoliopsida, Myrtales, Myrtaceae. Gene Ontology annotation, cellular component: cytoplasm. Gene Ontology annotation, molecular function: ferrous iron binding; ferric iron binding. Gene Ontology annotation, biological process: intracellular iron ion homeostasis; iron ion transport. The transcript has 8 exons. The coding region runs from base 87 to 869 and encodes 260 amino acids.